Molecule: messenger RNA, 1963 nt
Organism: Aphis gossypii (cotton aphid)
Lineage: Eukaryota; Metazoa; Arthropoda; Insecta; Hemiptera; Aphididae
Exons: 1
Coding region: 860-1963 (367 amino acids)
Source: RefSeq, a predicted model, not a curated record
UAAGACCGUGGACAAGUGUGUAUAACCCGUUUUCCAAGUCAUAUUGUGUAAAUUUAAAUAUUAGUUAUGCUCUAUAUGUCGCGCCUCUAAAGGCCCUGACAUCACCCGUUGCGGCUCGCUUGCUCAAGCUAGCCCCGCGGUUUUAGAACAAAUUAUAUAUCAUCCCAUUUUUAUAGUUAUUUCAUUAUAUAUAUUAAUAUUGUCAAUAAAUUUAUGUGAUACCAAAAAUUGGAGUUUUUAAUAUUUCAAUAUGACAAGUCAUUGAAUAUCAUUGCACUGUGUCAACUGGCGCCCAACCCGUGACUCAACACGACCAACCAGAAGAGAGGAGAAAUACAUACACACAUCAAUUGUUAAAAUAAAUACUCGUCGAGUUUACUAGUCGGUACGUUAGAAACGUAUACCCAAUAAUAACCAGUACGGUCAUUCUUUGCAAACAAAUUGCCUAGCUGGCACGGCUGACAAACGGAUCUACUAGUCGGUACGGCAGAAGCAUAUACUCGUCGAGUUUACUAGUCGGUACGUCAGAAACGUAUACCCGAUAAUAACCAGUACGGUCAUUCUUUGCAAACAAAUUGCCUAGCUGGCACGGCUGACAAACGGAUCUACUAGUCGGUACGGCAGAAGCAUAGACUCGUCGAGUUUACUAGUCGGUACGUUAGAAACGUAUAACCAAUACGAUUAUUCAUUGCAAACAAAUUGCCUAGCUGGCACGGCUGACAAACGGAUUUACUAGUUGGUACGGCAGAAUCAUAUACCCGGCAAUUUUACUAGUCGGUACGGUAGAAUCAUACAUCUGUCGAUCUUAUUAGUCGGUUCGGAGAAUUAUAUACUUGUUAUUAAUUAUUAAAACGACAACAUGACUAGACGGAACCAGGUGACGCCUGGGGAGGAUCCGACGGAAAAAACACGACAGUUAGAGGGAAAGGUAGCAGCAUUAGAAAAGACCACACAACAGCUACAUAAGAAACUAGAGAUGAUGGAAAAUCAAUAUGAAGCGUUACGACAACUCAUUAAUGACACAGAUACCAAACUACUAGUGACGACAGCACGGCAAGAAAAAGAUAUCCAGACAUUACAGACCAAUGUUACUUCAUUACAGAAUACAAAAAACGAUGGUAAUGUUAUUAACACUAUCACCAGAUCAACAGUAGAUAUUACAGCCCCAACAUUUAGUGGAGAGAGCAAGACAGAACACCCAAAACAAUUCCUUAAGGAUAUGUAUAAUUACCUGGAUCACAAACAAAUUACUGCCAGAAGAGAAAAAAUGAUAGUAAUAGAAAACAAUCUUCGUGGAAAAGCAUCAAAAUGGUACACAAUGAUCAAAGAUGCAGCUCUAGACGAAGUAACAUUCAGUGAAUUGUUCCUCAAGCAUUUUUUCUCUGAAAAUCAUCAAUGGGAGAUUUUCAUUAAAUGCACAGAAGCGGGAAAAAAACCUAUUAAAAAGGAUUUUCAGGAACAUUUUCAUCAUUGGAUGGCGGAAUUAAAACACUUAAACUCACCUAAGAUGAAUGAAGAACAAGCAAUAAACUUAAUUACAAAACAUUUCCCGAUAGCUAUCCAAGCAUAUAUACAAACAACAAAAGAAAAGAAGUGUUUACCUAUAUGGGAAAAAUUAGGUGAAUUGGAAAACAAUAAAAAUCACGAAGAGGAACCAAUCAAACAAAAUGAAAACACAACAAAACAAACAAAUUUUAGGCAAAAUAAUACAUAUAAUAGAAUGCCAUACCAAACAAACAAUCAAAAUUAUAACAAUACACCGGAUACGCACAAACCAUAUGCACAAAGACCAGCACAGACCUAUGGAAACAAUCAUAAAUCAAACAUCAGACAAUUAACCAUGGACCAACCAGAUUCCAAUGAGGACACUAUAAACAGUGGCAGAGAAGAUCUAGAUGAAGACCAUGAUGGGACAAAAAACUGGGAACAGGGGACUGCGGAAACAGAUCGACCACAGUCAUAA